GUGAACCCGUGUUCAUAAUCAUGACACUACAUUCAACUCACUGAAACUCAAAGCGCAACACGUGGGUGGUUUUGAAAGUUAACAAGCCAUAUCGUCAUGAAACGCACGUGUCUCCUAACAAUGGUGAUGCCCAACAUGCCACUGAGGAGGCCUUCCACCAGCCCGGGCGAUGCCCCGGUCUCUCCCAAGACUUUCACCCCGUCCAUCGGAACACCAGAGCGGCCUCUAGUGACUUUGAACGGUGACGGAGGUGGCGCCGAAUCUAUUGUUCGUUCUUUGAGUGAUUCCUUGCCACCCAUGACUGUGAAAUUGUGCAACUACUGCAGUCAGCAAGGAAACCUUCUCUGUACACGCUGCAAGAGAACCUGGUACUGCUCAUUGGCAUGUCAGAAAGCCAACUGGAACGCUCACAGACACUUGUGCAUGCCAAGUACCCCAGAAAGCCCUACAAGUGAACCAAAAGAAACUCCACUGUCACCAGUAGGAAAUGGAUCCAACACAUUAAACUCAAAGGUGAACCACUGUGAUGUGGCUGGUCCCCGGAGAGUCUACCUCCAGAAUCUUCACAAGAACAACCUUAGCAAAGGAGCUGAAGUACAGGCAACCGUGGUGGAGCUCCAAAGCCCUGGCAGGUUUUUCAUCCACGUGCAGAGCCCUGAGACCACGGAGUCUCUUAAAACCAUUUCUGCAGAACUACAGAAGUCCAGCGUCAGUUCUCUGAGGUCCACCUAUGUGCCUGAUCAAAGAGAGGUCUGCGCUGUCAAAUUCUCCCUGGAUCAGAACUGGUACAGAGGGAUGGUCCAGUCUGUGGCUUCAGACCAGAAGACUGCCAGUAUUCUCUAUAUUGACUUUGGCAACGAGGAAAAUGUGACAAUGGACAUGAUUAAGCCCCUGGCUGCUGGCCUGGGGCUCAUGCCUCCUUGUGCUGUGGAGUGCCGCGUGGCAGGGAUCGAGCCGGUGACGGACAGCUGGACGGAGGAGUGUAGCAUAGCAGUGAAGCAGCUGGUCGCAGGGAAGAGCCUCACGGUGACUGUGGUGGAUGUCCAGGAGAGCGGCCGCCUCCACUCUGUGGACGUCUUACUGUCGCCUAUUGGCAAGAAUCUCAGUACCUUACUCGUGGCCCAAGGAUAUGCGGCGAAGGUGACCACCAAGCAGUGCUCUGAACAGGACAUUGUGAGUGCUUCCCUGGAGAACUUCCGGAGCCAGUCGGGCGGUAAGAAUGAGAACACGGAUGCCCGGUCCCCCGACCCGCUGACCCAGGGGCUGGGAGACUCCUUCACUGCUGUGGUCACUCACCUGCAGUCCCCUGACGACAUCAUCUGUCAGAAGCUGGAGAACGCCAGUGUGAUCCAGGAGCUGCAACUGAAGCUGAGGGAACGCUGCAGUCAGGCUCCUCCAGCCAGUGCCAACUUCAGACCAGCCCCUGGCACCGUCUGCUGUGCCCUGUUCUCAGAGGACAACCAGUGGUACAGAGCCACCGUGCUGGCCUACUCGUCCGAGGAGCGAGUGUGUGUGGGGUACAUUGACUUUGGCAACUCCGAGGAGGUGGACCUGGGGCGCCUGCUGCCCCUGAGCCCGGAGCUGCUGGUUCUGCCCAUGCAAGCCAUCCCCUGCGCCCUGGCCGGCGUGCAUCCCGUGGCCGAGGCCUGGUCCGAGGACUGCGUCCAGAUGCUGCGGCGCACCGUGUGCAACCGCUUCCUGCGCGUGGAGAUCCUGGGAGAGAGCGAGGGCAGGGCGCUGGUCACCAUGGUGGACGAGACCAGUGACCCCCAAGCCAACGUGGCCGAGGUGCUGGUCGCCACCGGCUACGCCCUGCCUGCUGACCCCAGCCCCCCCCGGGACGUGGCGCCUGAGGCCCCCCCCGCAAUGGAGGCCCUGGAGUGGUCCUGUGUGGAGCUUCCCUGCGAGGGCCAGAAGGUGGCGCUGUUGGUCAGCGUGAUAGAGACCCCGGGAGAAUUCUACUGCAACGUCUACAACACUAAAGAGUUUCAGGUUCUCGCUGAGCUGAGGUUGGAAUUGACCCAAUACUGUGAGGCAAACCACACCCCCUUCACGCCUACUGUGGGAGAGCCUUGCUGCGCCAUGUUCUCUGGAGACAGUGUGUGGUACCGAGGUAUGGUGCAGGAGGUGUUUGAGGGCAAGGCCAGAGUCUUCUUUGUGGACUACGGCAACUCCAGCGAGGUGGAGUGGCCCCGUCUCCGAGCCAUCACGCCACACCUCCUCAGACAUCCCUUCCAGGCCAUCCGCUGUUACCUCGCAGGUGUGGAGCCCCCGGGCUUCCAGUGGAGCAGCGAGUCUCUCAGACGGUUCCAGGACCUGUGCAUCGGCCACCAGCUGCUGGGCCGAGUCCUCUCCAUCACGGAGCAGGGCUACGGCAUCGAGCUGGAGAGCGGCGGGCAGAACGUCAGGGCCACCCUUUUCUCUGAACAGCUGGCCAGAGUGUCCAGUCAGCAGCUCACACCAGCUUCAAAAGAGACCACGGCUAGCACCGGCCCACCCACAGCCGUGCCCACCAAUCAGAAGAAACAUCACACGGAGAUGCCCAAACUGGCCAUUCAGAAGGAGGCUCCUGCUCAGGUUCUGAUGCCAAAGGAAGCUUCAUUCCCUGUGGACUGGAGAACCGAGGAGUUACCCAGCAUGGAGACCUUCCAGCCCCGCAUUGCAGCUGUGGUCAGCCCUAGUCUGUUCUAUCUGUUCAACCCCAACCAGGUGGACCGGGAGCUGCUGCAACAGGUGAUGAGGGACCUGACUGUCUACUGCAGCAGCCAGGCCUCCCCCAGCCAGGGCAGACCUCCCCCUGGAGCUGCCUGCUGCGCCCAGUUCUCUGCAGAUAAGAGCUGGUACAGAGCGGUGGUGCUGGAGACCCGGGACACGGAGGCCACGGUGCUCUAUGCAGACUACGGCAACGCUGAGACGGUGGCCCUCUCCUGCAUCCUGCCCAUCCCCAAAGAGCUGCUGCAGCUGCCCUUCCAGAUCUGCCGCUGUGCCCUCCAGGGUAGGGAGAACUUUCCUGUGGUGUGGCCGGCGGAGGUCCUGGAGCUGUUCCGAGUCCUGCUGUCCGACGGCGUCCUGGCCUCCAAGCAGACCUACGAUGGACGCUGCAACCUGCUGUCGGUCACCCUGAGCAACGAGCACGGCCAGGGCCACCUCAACAGCAUGAUCCUGGAGGGCCUGCAGAGCACCAAGGCUCAAGCCAAGACCGCCUCACCCAAACCACACCACACCCUGACCGCCACAACCACGCACAAACCAGAUCAAAUCACGCCCACACCGAAACCGCACCCAGCCCCGACCGCUACAACCACCCAGAACGCAGCUGGCAACAUGGAGACCACCGCUGUCGUCUUGGAGACCCCAGGGCCGAGACACAGUGGGGAGAGUGUUAAGCCUGCUGCAGCUCCAGUCAAUGAACAUACCAGACAAGUGAAGCGUGAACCCAAGGACCUGCAGAGUGCCACUUGUUCAAAGAGCACCAACGGAUCACCAUGCUGCUGUCUUCAAUUAAAGACACAGAUUGAUAACCUUGAAGGGCUGAUUCUGUCUCUAAUGAAGCAGUUGGGACUGCCCAACUGAAGUCCAUUACUCUGCCCUCAACUGUGGCAAAAUCAGGAUGAAUUGACAACCUCAAUGAUCUGCCUUGGAUGUCCCUCCGUAAGAG
Molecule: messenger RNA, 3658 nt
Organism: Hypomesus transpacificus
Lineage: Eukaryota; Metazoa; Chordata; Actinopteri; Osmeriformes; Osmeridae
Gene: tdrd1
Product: tudor domain containing 1
Exons: 26
Coding region: 97-3573 (1158 amino acids)
Source: RefSeq, a predicted model, not a curated record